GAGCGAGAGAGAAAGACGGAGCCAACAAGCGAGAGAGUGCGUGUGCGGAGGAGGAAGAGGAAAUUACACAAAAAUUUUUGGGCGCCAUCAAAGAUAUAUCUACAUAUAUACAUUUGCCAUCGACAAUUAAACACCCUCUCCGAUGUCCGCGGGUGUGGGUGGCGGCGGAGGCAGCAUUACCACAGAUCAUCAUAGCCGUUUAUACUUCCUCAACUCGCCGACGGCGCCGCUGACGGCACGCGAUUCGUUCUUCAUAAAGCCGGAAUAUCUCAGCUAUGAGAAUCCCAUGCAUCAUCUAUACCCAAGCAAUCGAGGCUUAAUUGAGUACAAUAAUUAUACGACAGUUGCGGCCGCUGCUGCGGCGAGUGCGAGUACAGGUGUUGCUGCUGCUGCAGCUGCUGCAGCGGCUGCUGCUGCUGUUAACACCAACAACAGUGGUAACAACAACAGUAACGGGAACAACAACAACGGUGGCAACAACAGCGGCGCCAACAAUAACUCCGCCAGCGGCAACAAUUCAGCCAGCAGCAACAACAACGCCAACAGCAACGCCCGCAAUAGCGGCGGCGGCAGCGGCACUGACAACAGCUUCCAGCAGCAUACACAACAGCAACAGCAUACAGCACAGCAGCAACAUCCUCCGCAACAGCAUCCGCAGCAGCAGCAACAACAACAUCCACAACAGCAGCAACAACAUCCACAGCAACAGCAACAACAUCCACAGCAGCAGCAACAGCAGCAGCAGCCGCAUCCAUUGCAUCAGCAUUUGUCCACCGGCCUCGUUGUCACCGGCGUCGCACUUGGCCACCAAUCGUCGCGGGCUCAGAAGGCGGCACGGCGGCGCAGCAACGAAUCGAUUGAGGCACGGGAACGGCGUCUGGAACGGAACGCGGCGAGAAUGCGGGACAAACGAUCGAAGGAAUCGGAAGCGGAAUAUCGCCUGCGUUUGGCCAAAAAUGCGGAGGCGAAUCGUGUACGCAGGCAAAACGAAAACGAAGUACAAAGAACUUUAAGACUGAUGAAGAAUGCCGCCCGUCAGCGUUUGCGGCGCGCCAGCGAAUCAAGUGACGAGCGCAAGAAGCGCCUGGCCAAGGCAGCUGAACGGAUGCGCGUCUCCAGGGCCAGUGCGCCCAAGGUGAUUAAACCGCCGCUCGAGGAUCGCCUUAAGGGCUAUUAAAAACAAAAAAGAGCAAAUCUACACAGAGCCCAAUUAGACAUCCAAUCAGACAAACUAACAAACACACACACACACACACACACAUGCAUGUGCCUGGCGCGUUACUCCAAUCAGAGCGCAACAUUGGAAGCUUGUGAAGCGGGCUUCAGCAAGUAAAGUGCACACACAUCCAUAAACACAAACAGAAACACACACAGAAUCUAAUCAAAUGGUAUCUAAUCAGAAAUGUGCAAGCAAACACACACGCCAAAAAAAAAAGAAGUAGCAG
Messenger RNA from Drosophila arizonae, 1445 nucleotides. RefSeq lists its product as uncharacterized. Lineage: Eukaryota; Metazoa; Arthropoda; Insecta; Diptera; Drosophilidae. The record is from RefSeq and is a predicted model, not a curated record.